CUACACGAAGAAGAAAAACUAUGCCUUAAACUGGAUUUUCCAAAACUGAAAGGAGAGUCCCGUCUUUGCAGCUCUGUAAAAAGUGAGAGUUGCGGGGGAUUUGACACUAUGGGAAAACUGGACGAGUUACUUUUAAGAACCACAUGCAACUGGACACUGACAUUUUAAAGGAUAACCUUUUUCCUGAAUCAAGAACGAAAAAGGUAUCGCCAAGAGCAGUAGCUAAUUGUGAUGCGGAGAGGAGACCUUGUUCCCCGGGCCUUCCAGGCCCCAGUGGAUGUCCAUGCUAGUGUAGAUGGCCAGGUGUACAUGUUCAGGAACGGCCAGCCAAAUGACUCUGCAGGCUCUUCAGAGGAAGAAGAGUUCAAUGUGAUGGCGCUUAGGCCCCGGGGGCGGCAGGAGCCGGACCAGGACAGACUGGGCAGCCUCAUGCUGCUAGAGAGGGAUGUAUUGGUUGGGGACAACCUCAACAAACUUGCUCUGCAAUAUGGCUGCAAGGUGGCCGACAUAAAGAGGGUGAACAACCUGAUUCAGGAACAGGAUAUGUUUGCAUUGAAAUUAAUCAAAAUCCCUGUGAAGAAACACAGCUUAUUGACUAACACAGAACACAGAACCUCAAAUUCAUCCACACCACAGGACAGACCUACAGCCAGCUCAUCUGGUAGGCCACAUUUACAGGAAUACACUGACUUCCUCAAGGAAGUGGAUCAUGACAUCGAGAGACUGAUUCAAACCACAGAUGCACAGAAUGAGGUCUUUUUAGAGGCCGCAGGGCGGCCACAAAAUUUGGGCUACAGAGGCCAGCGCUUGACCAGCUAUGGAGCAGACUGGGGCAUCCAGUGGUGGAACGCUGUGGUGGCCAUGCUCCUGAUAGGCAUUAUCCUGCCUGUCUUUUAUGUUGUUUAUAUCAAAACACAAGACACUGGAGUGCCUGCUGCUGUAGCGACCUCAAACAGCUCAGGGACAGGCUUCAGCACAGAAAGCCCUAGGAACACUUUUAGCAGCCAGGAAAAUGUCCCUCAGUCUGAACGAACCAAACACAUAGUUCAGGGAAAGAAUGUCUAUGGACUUCAUGCUUAACGUCACUAAGAACCAAACCAGUGUUCUGCUUAAAGGUCAUCAAAGAAGUGUUGUUGUGUAACAUUUCUUUCAAAAAAAGAUUGAAGCUGUAGUAUGGAUUUCUGUAAGUGUUUUACCACAGACAUUGGACUUCAUGGUUUCAGAUGUCUGACUUAUCCAGUCAAUGGUUAUUUCUUUGUGCUAAUUAUUUUUGAAAACAUUUUAACACGUUUGCUGUGUGACAACCUUACAACUGCAAUUGAAUAUGGAUAUUCAGUUUCGGACUUGCUUAAACAUUCUGAACUGAUUGUAAAAUAUCUGUGUGUUUGUUAGUCUUCAUAUCCAAAUGUAGUGCCAUUUUAUAGAGAUGUUUGUUUUCUUUGCGAGGCAUUGGAAAACCUCCCGUGUGUGACAGAAUCUGUCUGAAAUUCAAUGCUCGACUGAGGGACCAUACAGACACUUGUAUGUGUGGGGUACAGCGAUGAGGUAGUCAUUUAAAAAAAAGUGUUAAACACUAUUGCACACCGAGUUUAUGCAACUUAUUGUGACUUGUUAAGCAAAUUUCUACUCCUGAACAUACACUGAACAAAAAUAAACGCAACAUGUUUCAUGAGCUGAGAUAAAAGAUCCCAGAAAUAGCUUUUCUCUGAAAGUUUCUACACAAAUUUGUUUACAUCUGUUAGUGAGCAUUUCACCUAUGCCAAGAUAAUCCAUCCACGUGACAGGUGUGGCAACUCAAGAAGCUGAUUAAACAGCAUGAUCAUUACGCAAGUGCACCUUGUGCUGGGGACAAAAGGCCACUAAAAUGUGCAGUUUUGUCACACAACACAAUGCCACAGAAGUUUUAAGGGAAUGUCAAUUGGUAUGCUGACUGCAGGAAUGUCCACCAUUAUUUAAUGUUAAUUUCUCUACCAAAGCCACCUCCAACAUUGUUUUAGAGAAUUUGCCAGUACGUCCAACCGGCUUCUCAUCCGCAGACCAAAUGUAUGGUGUCAUGUGGGCGAGCGGUUUGCUGAAGUCAAUGUAAUAAGGAGAGUGCACCAUGGUGGGGUUAUGGUAUGGGCAGGCAUAAGCUACGGACAACAAACACAAUUGCAUUUUUUGAUGGCAAUUUGAAUGCAGCGAUACCGUGACGAGAUCCUGUGGCCCAUUGUCGUGCCAUUCAUUAGCCGUCAUCACCUCAUCUUUCAGCACAAUGCACGGCCCCAUGCCGCAAGGAUCUGUACACAAUUCCUGGAAGUUGAAAGGCCAGUUCUUCCAUGGCCUGCAUACUCACCCAUCGAGCAUGUUUAGGAUACUCUGGAUCUAAUAUCCAGCAACUUCCCACAGCCAUUGAAGAGGAGUGGGAUAAUAUUCCACAGGCCACAAUCAACAGCCUGAUCAAAUCUAUGCGAAGGAGAUGUUGUGCUGCAUAAGGCAAAUGGUGGUCACAUCAGAUUUAUGUUCCACGCCCCUACCUUAUUUUAAGGAAUCUGUAACUUAUAUGAACUGUAACUAAUAUCUUUGAAAUUGUUGCAUGUUACGUUCAUAUUUUUCUGUAUAUUUAGGCUUGCCAUAAAGUGGUUGAAUACUUAUUGACUUGA
Molecule: messenger RNA, 2642 nt
Organism: Oncorhynchus masou masou (cherry salmon)
Lineage: Eukaryota; Metazoa; Chordata; Actinopteri; Salmoniformes; Salmonidae
Product: lysM and putative peptidoglycan-binding domain-containing protein 4-like
Exons: 4
Coding region: 232-1080 (282 amino acids)
Source: RefSeq, a predicted model, not a curated record